AUGACUAAGUUAAUAUUUGAAUUAGUAUUUUUAUUAUUUUUAUAUAAUCAAAAAAAAUGCUUUGCUCAAGAAAAAGAAGAUCAAACACUAUCUUCUUCUGCAGGCUAUUGUGCAUUAUAUAGAGGUGAAAUAUGUAAAGAUUAUUUGGUUGGUAGUGGAUAUGUAUGGUUUAAUAAAUCCCACGAUGGAGGAUGGCUCAAUGAGCAAAUAACCACUAAUUUGUGGAAGGAAAUUAUUGUAAGUCUUAAGGAGCCUUGUUUGAGUGCAGCUAAGAAAUUACUAUGUGCUUAUGCUUUUCCUCAGUGUUCUCUACAAGAUAACAAUGCUAUUGGUUUGCCACUUUGUGCAGAAGACUGUACAGCAGUAAAGCAUUUAUUUUGUCAUAACGACUGGGCUCUUAUAGAUUACAAUAAACGCAGAGGUAUUUACCUGAAAUCAAAAGGACAUUUUACUCUUCCCAAUUGUGAAAAUUUACCUUCAUUUAAAAAUGCUAAAAAACCAAUUUGUUCACAUGCUAAGUUAACUGAAAUGCCUAAAGAAGAAAUAACAUAUGAUUGCAUAAAAGGUCGAGGAAGAUUUUACCAAGGAAAUAUUAAUCACACUCAAGAUGGCAUUUUGUGUCAACGAUGGGAUUCUCAAGAACCUCACAUACAUUUAAGACCGCCUAAUGUUUUUCCAGAAAUAGAAAAUGCUGAAAACUUUUGUAGGAAUGCAGGUGGAGAGGAACCCACACCUUGGUGCUACACAGUUAAUUCCUCUAUUCGAUGGCAGCAUUGUUCCAUUCCUGUAUGUGAAAAUUCGACAGGUUUUAAAGUGAAUUCGGAAAAUAAUUUUUUUUCGCCAUUUUUACUCACUCCUUACAACAUUUUAAUUUUUGGAGCGGUGGGAUGUGCUUUUCUUAUUGUAAUCCUAUUGAUUUGCGUACUCUUUCGAAAAAUUCGUAAAUACCAAAGCGGGUAUAAUAAUCCUAAUUUAAGAGACAUUAAUAUUGAUCUUGAAGAACUUCCGAGUAAUCAAGCCUAUCACAAAACGGGAGCACAAUUAAAUCCAAAAUUAGAAAAACUAGAAUUUCCUAGAAAUGAUAUUAUUUUUAUUCGUGAUUUGGGACAAGGUGCAUUCGGAAGAGUUUUCCAAGCCAAAGCUCCCGGUUUGGUUAAAGGAGAAGAAUUCACAUUGGUGGCAGUUAAAAUGUUAAAAGAUGAAGCCUCGCCCGAUUUGCAAGUCGAUUUCGAAAGGGAAGCUUGUUUGCUCGCCGAAUUCGAUCAUCCGAACAUAGUAAAACUUCUCGGUGUUUGUGCCAUCGGGAAACCGAUGUGCUUGUUGUUCGAAUACAUGGGACGGGGAGACCUGAACGAAUUCCUUCGAUCAUGUUCUCCGAGCAAUUACAUCGUGCGGAGCGUCGACGAUUCCGGUGAUUUUUUCAAAGACGUCAGACUUCAAACCUUAGAUUUAUUGAGCAUCGCGAAACAAGUUGCUUCGGGAAUGGUUUAUUUAUCCGACAGAAAAUUCGUACACAGAGAUCUCGCGACGAGGAAUUGCCUUGUCGACGACAACAUGUCUGUUAAAAUAGCGGAUUUCGGUCUGUCGCAAAAAAUAUACUUGCAAGAUUAUUACAAGGGAGACGAACACGAUGCCAUACCGGUUAGAUGGAUGCCGUUGGAGUCCAUCUUAUUCAACAAGUACACAGUCGAGACUGAUGUUUGGGCCUACGGAGUCUGUCUCUGGGAAAUUUUUUCAUUCGCUCUUCAGCCCUACUACGGAAUGAAUCACGAAGAAGUCGUCAAGUACAUAAAGGAGGGUAAAAUGUUAUCGUGUCCCGAUAACACCCCGUGGCAAGUAUACGAAUUAAUGAAGCAAUGCUGGAAUAGAAAGCCUCAGGGUAGACCAUCGUUCAGAAUGAUUUGUCAGACCCUUGAUAGCAUCAAAGAUGAAUUAACCAAAGGUAUGAACAGUUUAUACAUAAGUCGCUAA
Molecule: messenger RNA, 1971 nt
Organism: Pediculus humanus corporis (human body louse)
Lineage: Eukaryota; Metazoa; Arthropoda; Insecta; Psocodea; Pediculidae
Product: tyrosine-protein kinase transmembrane receptor Ror2 precursor, putative
Exons: 1
Coding region: 1-1971 (656 amino acids)
Biological process (GO): positive regulation of kinase activity; protein phosphorylation; cell surface receptor protein tyrosine kinase signaling pathway
Cellular component (GO): signaling receptor complex
Molecular function (GO): transmembrane receptor protein tyrosine kinase activity; protein binding; ATP binding
Source: RefSeq, a predicted model, not a curated record